This is a messenger RNA of Carica papaya (papaya), 711 nucleotides long. RefSeq names its product agamous-like MADS-box protein AGL62. Lineage: Eukaryota; Viridiplantae; Streptophyta; Magnoliopsida; Brassicales; Caricaceae. Gene Ontology annotation, molecular function: DNA-binding transcription factor activity, RNA polymerase II-specific; RNA polymerase II cis-regulatory region sequence-specific DNA binding; protein dimerization activity. Gene Ontology annotation, biological process: positive regulation of transcription by RNA polymerase II. The record is from RefSeq and is a predicted model, not a curated record.
AUGGCAAGGAAAAGUAAGGGACGACAAAAGGUUGAGAUGGUGAAGAUGAACAAUGAAAGAAAUCUUCAAGUCACUUUCUCCAAGCGUCGAGCCGGACUUUUCAAGAAGGCGAGCGAAUUAUGCACUCUAUCUGGGGCUGAUAUUGCUAUAAUCGUCUUCUCACCGAGUCAAAAAGUCUUCUCUUUUGGCCAUCCUAGUGUUGAGACUAUUGUGGAACGUUUUAUUAGUAGUAAUCCUCCACAGGCUGCUUUUAAAUCCAUGAAACUCAUUGAGGCUCAUCGAAACGCCAAUGUUCGCGAGCUCAACAUGCAGCUCAGUCAAAUUUUGAACCAACUCGAAACUGAGAAGGAGCGAAGCGAGGAGCUUAACCAAUGGAAAAAGGCCAAUGAGAACCAGUGUUGGUGGAUGGCUCCUAAGGAGGAUCUAAGCUUGGCACAACUUUUACAAUUGAAGGCCUCUCUUGAUGAGUUGAAGAAAAAUGUGGCCGAGCAUGCUGAGAAGAUUAUGAUUCAUACCUCAAAUAAUCAUCGUCAUCUUCCUCUUCCUCAUCCCCAUCCUCAUCCUCAUCAUCAUCAGCAUCCUUAUCAUCCUUUUUUUUUGGGAAGUUCUUCUAGUGGAGCAAGUCUUCCAUUUGAGACAAAGCCUACUGGAUUCAAUUCAAGCACUGUUCCAUUCAACAAUCCAAGCAUAUUACGCCCACGAAAUCCUUGA